CAUUGUCUAUUCCCCUUCUCUUUGUUUUUUGGUAACCGCCUUUGAAGUAAUCGGCUGCGCGGAUUGUUGACGUUUAUGUAUGUGUAAAAAGUAAUUAAAGUUUACGAGGGUGCAAGUUAGUACGAAUAUGAUAUAAAAAAGUAAUACAGGAAGUAAACAUUUCGUUAGAUAUACAUUUGGAUGUUUUAGUGAAUAUUAUAAACGUAUUAUGUUUCAAUAGAUCAAUAUAGUCAUGCCAAGCUCCUUACUUUUUGGCAUUAAUAAUGAGGGUAGAGUUCACACCCUGUCUACCACAGGAUCGUUUUGGCGAGAAUUACCUUAUGCCGGCCAAGAAUUCAAGAAAUUAUCCUCUGUACCACAUUUUUUAUGGGCUUUAGGAGGAGAUCAUCAAAUAUAUGUUUAUGUUUAUGGUUUAGAUGUUCCAAUUCGAGUAGUUGAAGAAUCGUAUGAAAACGAGAGAUGGUUGCCUAUUGAAGGCUUUUCCUCACGCUUAUUACCAACAGACCGUUGCCAUUUUUCUAACUUAGAUGGUACCGAAGAUAGAGCUAUUGAUAAAAUACGACUACCAUCAAUGGCGUGGCAAUGGGAAGGAGAUUGGCAAAAAGAACUGAUUCUAAAUGGUCAGCCUUUAGAUCAUGAUGGGUGGACAUAUGCUGUAGACUUUCCAGCAACUUUUUAUCCCAAAAAACAAUGGAAGAGCUGUGUUAGGAGAAGACUGUGGACUAGAUCUAGGAGAUAUAGCGCGAUGAAUACUUGGUGUGCUAUUGCACCUCUACACAAAGAUGCUACCAGUGAACCUUUUAUUGAUGUUUCUGUUGGAGGACAAAAUGUUUCUGGGGCUGAUCCGGGAACUAUGCUGGUGUGGUCAGUCACAUCUCAUAAUAGAGUAUUAUUCAGGUCUGUUGUAAGUACAAGAUCACCAGAAGGCGCGCGUUGGAUUCACGUCCAAACUCCUUCUGGUUCCGAAGCAUGUCAAAUCAGCGUAGGACCCACAGGAUUAGUUUGGGCAUCGACAUUAAAUGGAACAGCUCUAGUUAGAAUCGGAGUGUGUCGUGACAAUUUACAAGGUGAUGCCUGGGUGACAGUAAAUAGUCCCGGAGAAAAUUUAAGAAUAACUCAAAUUUCCGUUGGAACAUGCGCAGUUUGGGCUGUUACUCAUGAUAAACAGAUAUGGUUCAGGAAAGGAGUAAAAGGAGAAGGCGCUAGCUUAAGUGAAGAAUUAUCCACUGGAAAUGGAUGGAUCGAGAUGGUCGGCAGAAUUAGUCAAGUUUCAGUAGCUGCAAAUGAUCAAGUUUUCGGAGUUGGUGCUGACGACCGUUUAGUUUAUCAUAGAACUGGUGUAUGUCCAGAAGAUUUAACAGGAAAACGAUGGCAUGCGUUAAGAGCGCCACUACAAGUUAGCAGAGCAAAUAGUAAUGCUAGUAUUAAUAGGGACAAAUUUCAUAGAAGCUACAAUAACUUGCAAUCUCGACCGAGCAGUAUGAUCGAACAAUCAGCUAUAACAGAAUGGGAUAAUCACGCCCAUUCAGCACCAACAGUUCCAACAUCCCUACCAGUAGGUGAUUUAAAUAUCAAGUAUGAAACACAACCAAAAAAUCCAAAAGCAUGGAGUCCCGUACAUUCUGUAGGAUCCAUUGUAGGUAUGGAAGUACAUCCUGAAACUGAUGAAAGUAUUUGGAGCGAAUCAAGUAGAGAUUCUUGUAUUUUUGCCGAUGAUGAAGAAUUGGGAUGGGGAGAGUAUGAAGCCCCUUGGUCUUGUGUAGAAUCUGGUGCUUGCACACUUGAUGUAUCACAACUUCCAAAUUGGUUUGGUGAUUCAGAUUCGCGCAAUGCUAACGCAGAUUUUAAUGAACCGUGGAGAAUAAAAAUUUUACAAGAUUUAAAAAUGCGCUCACCAAAUAAUGAAAAAUUCGCUGAUUAUGAGUUGGCAGUAAAUACUACAUCUUGGAUGCAUUCAGGAGAAGCUAGAGUUAGUAUACAUGGAGGUACUUUCAUGGAUUGUAUUUUACAAUUAGAAUGGAUCGAAAAUAACGGUACUUUGACAAUAUUAAAUCCAGAUGGAGCAACUACAAUGCACUCUUUCAGUCUUGGUGACAUAACAUGUAUUCAACUACGGAGUGAACCUGGGAAUCCCCGCUUAGCAAUACACAUCCCAAGGCAUUCUACAAGAAUGAUUAAAUUACAAUUUACCAGUGAUGCCUUACUAGAAGAAUGGCAAGCUCUGUUUGCUACUAGUUGUGGAAAAAUUCAUAAUGUUACUGGAAAGCCAAGUGACGAAAGUGUAUGGGCAGUUACACAUCUAGGCGACAUAUUUGUAUGGGAUCCAACCCAAUUAGAAUCUAACCAACUCAGAGAAGACGAAUUCUAUGUUCAGAAAUUUGAUUUGAGUCGUAAAGAAUCACCUUUCAAAGUAGCUUUACAUGUAGGUUGUAUACCAGGUACUAUUAUUACUCUUAAUGGUUGUGUUGGAGAUGAUGCAGAACGAAUAGCUAUAAAUUUAGAAGCUCCCAUAACCUACAAAUUAAGACAUAAGGCACAUACUGAAAUUGAUAACGUCUGUUUACAUAUUAACCCCCGAUUUGAUUCAAAUGAAGUGGUGAGAAAUGCUAUGAUUGAUGGUAAAUGGGGCUUUGAAGAAAAAGAAGGGGAUAACCCGUUUUCAAAAGGACAAGAAUUUAAUCUUAGAAUAGAAACUACAGAAGAUGCUUUUGUUAUAUUUUUUAAUGAUAAAGAAUUCACCUCAUUUAGACACAGGUUGCCUCCUCAAAGUGUUUCUAUAUUAAGUUACUGGGGUAAAAUGCAACCAUUUAAACUAGUUAUAAAGAGUCCCGUUUUAAUAAUGGAUAUGUUGGAUGUAUAUUGGAGGCAGCUAGGAGGGCAUUUGAAAAAAGUUGAGACUUGCUCUGUAGGGGUUACCUGGGGAAUAGGUUAUGAUUAUACGGCUUGGGCGUAUACUGGAGGAUGGGGAGGAGGGGUGUUUGGAACCUUGGAUAGCCACAAUGUUUAUCCAAUGACUGAUUCGCAAGACUACAGGGUGUAUGAAAAUCAACGAUGGAAUCCAUUAACAGGCUAUACUUCUGCAGGCUUACCAACAGAUAGGUACAUGUGGAGUGAUGCUACAGGCAGAAAGAAGCGCACUAGAGAUCAAGUAAAGCUCCUCUCUGUACACUGGCAAUGGGUAUCUGAUUGGAUGACAGAUUUUCACGUACCUGGAGGUGUAGAUAAAGAAGGCUGGCAGUAUGCCAUGGAUUUUCCAUCUACGUAUCAUGCCAAUAAGCAGUUCACAGAUUAUGUAAGACGUCGCAGAUGGUACAGAAGAUGUGCAAUAGCAACAACAGGUCCCUGGCAAGAAAUAGGACACACUAAAAUAUUGGAUGUCUCUUUGGAGCCAGUUAGUGAUUUUGUAGAUUCAACUGUAGCUGUUUGGGCUCUUGCAACUGGAGGACAAGCUGUAGUACGAGUAGGAGUUUCUAAAUCAAAUCCCGCAGGUCACAUAUGGGAACAUGUAAAUACAGAUCAACCUUUAACCAGUAUUAGUUGUGGUCCAUUUAAACGUGUCUGGGCUGUGGGAAGGAAAGGCUGUGCUUAUUAUCGAUUAGGCAUAACUGAGGAGAAGCUCGAAGGAGAUAAAUGGGUAUGUGUCGAAGCUCCACAAGGAAGUCAACUAAAGCAGAUAUCAGUGAGUUCACUUGGUGUAUGGGCUGUAGACCAAGAAGGUAGAAUACACGUUAGGAAAGAAAUUACAUCUACAUUUCCUGAGGGGACACAUUGGCAGACCAUAGUAGCCGAUCCUCCAGUUUUAAAUUCUGCACCAGAUACGACAGGAUUCAAGCAUGUCAGUGUCAGUCAUAGUCAAGUUUGGGCUACUACAAAUGGUGGUGUAAUCCUCAGAAGAGAAGGAAUAUGUGCAGCAAAUCCAGGAGGAUCAGGAUGGGAUAUUGGUAUUGCGGGAAAUUGGCAGUAUGUCAGCGUACGAGCCUUCAGCUAAAUCAGUAUAAAAUGUGAUCUUGAAGUUUAUUCACUAGGCAGACAAAAUCCUUUAGUUUUAGGUUUUAUUUAUUUUAUAUGCUAGUCUUUUAAAAUGAAUUUAUGAUUUAUACAAUAAACUAUUUUUUACCAA
This is a messenger RNA of Diorhabda sublineata, 4120 nucleotides long. Its product is annotated as tectonin beta-propeller repeat-containing protein. The transcript is spliced from 14 exons. Gene Ontology annotation, molecular function: carbohydrate binding. Gene Ontology annotation, cellular component: membrane. Bases 233 to 3988 code for a protein of 1251 amino acids. Lineage: Eukaryota; Metazoa; Arthropoda; Insecta; Coleoptera; Chrysomelidae. The record is from RefSeq and is a predicted model, not a curated record.